Messenger RNA from Lactuca sativa (garden lettuce), 1737 nucleotides. RefSeq names its product transmembrane protein, putative (DUF247). The record is from RefSeq and is a predicted model, not a curated record. Lineage: Eukaryota; Viridiplantae; Streptophyta; Magnoliopsida; Asterales; Asteraceae.
AAUAAUUGUUUCUACGCCACCAAACCAGAUCAUGUUGCGUGCUGCUUCCCUCUACCUUUCAUUCAAUUCCUUAUUUGACUUAUCAUACCUUCAUAUAUAAAUCAUAUGAACUUUGCUUCAAAAAUGCGAAAAUGAACAUCGAUUCUCCACCAUGUGCAGAACAACAUGCCGUCACAAUCUGGGAAAUCAACAGAGAUCGACUCACGGCGAUGAAACACAAACUUUCCGACACACCAAAACUACUGAGCGUUGCCGCCGGCCGGAACACCUGCUCCAUCUUCAAAGUCCCACAAACCCUAAUCGAAAUCAAUGGUAAGUCAUACCAUCCCCACAUCAUCUCCAUCGGACCCUUCCACCAUGGAAAACCCCACCUUCAGAUGAUCGAGGAGCAUAAGUGGCGCUUCCUCCGCCACUUACUAGACCGAACUAAAACCCAAGGGAUCGUCUUGGAAGACUUCUUGAAAGCCGUGCAAAAGCUUGAAGUCAAAAUCCGGGAGUGUUACUCCGAGACCAUUAAUUAUAACACCGAUGAGUUCAUCGAGAUGAUGGUGCUCGAUGGUUGCUUUAUCAUCGAACUGUUUAGAAAGUUUGGGGGAAUUGUAAAGUUUGAUGAACAAGAUCCACUUAUAACCAUGUCGUGGAUCGUUUCGUUUUUUUUACGUGAUCUUAUUCGGCUAGAGAAUCAGAUCCCAUUUUGUGUUCUUAAUUGUUUAUUCGACCUGACAAAGAUGUCAGAAGAAAGCACGACGCUAAAUACUUUAGCUUUGAGUUUUUUCAAUUUAGCUACACAAAGACCCGAAAACGUUCUCGAGAAGUAUUCAAACAUCAACGCCAAACACUUGCUCGAUCUUCUUCGGUCAACUUUCCUUCCACCAGAAGUCAAACGCCUGACAAAACCUGACAACCGUCCACCACCGCAUGUAAUCCACAGCAUCUCAAAGCUUCGACGUGCAGGGAUCAAAUUAAAACCAUGGGAGGCGGACAGUUUCCUUAUUGUUAACUUCAAACAUGGUAUAAUCCACAUGCCAACGAUAUCCAUUGAUGAUUUCAUGAGUGCGUUUUUGUUAAACACGGUGGCAUUUGAACAGUGUCAUAGUGGAUGCUCUAAACACUUUACUACAUACGUUACGUUGCUUGACUGUUUAAUAAACACGUCUAGAGAUGUGGGUUACUUAUGCGAUUGGAAUAUUAUCGAGAAUUAUUUGGGGACAGAUGCUGAAGUUGCGACUUUUUUUAACAAUAUGGGGAAGGAUAUUUCUUUUGAUAUUGAUGAGUGUUACAUGGCGAGAUUAUUUGAUGAUGUGAAUCGGCAUUACCAUAGUGGGUGGCACGUACAAUUGGCAAGUUUCCGAUAUACAUAUUUUAAAACGCCAUGGUCGUUUAUAUCUGCCAUAGCUGCUCUUGUUCUUCUUCUUUUAACCAUUGCACAGACGUUUUACACGAUCCUGAGCUACGUUCGUCCUCCAUGAUCAGCUUAAUGUAAUUAGAUGUAUAUAUAAUUUCUUAUUAUAAUUUGACAUUCGUAUUUGGCUAUAGAAGUUGCUCCAGUUAUUAUAUGUAUGCAAUAAUAAUAUAGUAGCAACCAUACUAGCUAGACGAGAUGGUGUAUUUUGGUUGAUGUUUGAUCGAUAAUCUAGUAAGCGGUAGAUGAAUGUAAUUUCUUUUAUCAUCUAAAGACGAGUGUUGAUUCAAAUGGUCAAGUUGUGUUGCAUAAUCAAUUGUGUUAAGACUAGAUGG